Messenger RNA from Sardina pilchardus (European sardine), 4664 nucleotides. It is a transcript of the gene ppm1aa, whose product is annotated as protein phosphatase, Mg2+/Mn2+ dependent, 1Aa. NCBI's taxonomy places the organism in Eukaryota, Metazoa, Chordata, Actinopteri, Clupeiformes, Clupeidae. Gene Ontology annotation, cellular component: cytosol; nucleus. The coding region runs from base 354 to 1616 and encodes 420 amino acids. Gene Ontology annotation, biological process: peptidyl-threonine dephosphorylation; positive regulation of canonical Wnt signaling pathway; negative regulation of canonical NF-kappaB signal transduction. The record is from RefSeq and is a predicted model, not a curated record. Gene Ontology annotation, molecular function: magnesium ion binding; protein serine/threonine phosphatase activity; manganese ion binding. The transcript has 6 exons.
GUCGAGAGGCUAAGGUUCAGCGUGCGGGUGGGUAAACUGCUCGGCGUAGCCCCCCAGCCCAUCAUCACAAUCGAAAAUACUUAUGUAAAAAUAUUGCAGAAUAUUGUAAUAAUGCAUCCCCGGCUGAUUGACAACGGGGAGGUCCGCUCUUUCACAAACUGAACGCGGGGAAAGGGUUUUUCUCCCAGCACAAGCCAGUCAACAAACCAAGUCCAUCCGACGGUGAGCCUCUGCUUUAACGGCGUUUCUUGCCGUUCUAGAAAUUCUUUCGCAGCGCCCAACAUCAUAAGGUACCGUUUGGACCUACAUUGAUUUGAUAGGACCAUCAUAACAAAAGCACACACUCAUACAUAAUGGGUGCAUUUUUGGACAAGCCAAAGAUGGAGAAACAGAAUGCCCGUGGUGAGGGGAACGACCUGCGCUAUGGCCUGAGCAGCAUGCAGGGCUGGCGGGUGGAGAUGGAGGACGCGCACACUGCCGUCAUCGGCCUGCCGCAGGGCCUCAGUCCCUGGUCCUUCUUCGCCGUGUACGACGGGCACGCCGGCUCCCAGGUGGCCCGCUACUGCUGCGAGCACCUCCUGGAGCACAUCACCAGCAACCCCGACUUCCAGGGCGGCACCGAGCCCCAGGAGCAGCCUGACGCCACCGCUGCUGCUGCUGCUGCCGCCGCCGCCGCCGCCGCAGUCGCCGCCGCAAAGGAGGUGGCCAAGGAGCCAGAGGUCGAGGAGCCCAGCGUCGACCAGGUGAAGCAGGGCAUCCGCACGGGCUUCCUGCAGAUUGACGAGCACAUGCGCCAGAUCUCGGAGAACCGGAAAGGGGGCGGCACGACCGACCGCAGCGGCUCCACGGCCGUGUGCGUGAUGGUGUCCCCGCAGCACGUCUACUUCAUCAACUGCGGCGACUCUCGCGGGCUCCUGAGCCGCGCCGGCACCGUGCACUUCUUCACGCAGGACCACAAGCCCAACAACCCGCUGGAGAAGGAGCGCAUCCAGAACGCCGGCGGCUCCGUCAUGAUCCAGCGCGUCAACGGCUCGCUGGCCGUGUCGCGCGCCCUCGGCGACUUCGACUACAAGUGCGUGCACGGCAAGGGCCCCACCGAGCAGCUGGUGUCACCCGAGCCCGAGGUCUGUGCCAUCGAGCGCUCCGAGGCCAACGACGAGUUCAUCGUGCUGGCGUGCGACGGCAUCUGGGAUGUCAUGGCCAACGACGAGCUAUGUGACUUUGUGCGCUCACGGCUGGAGGUCACUGACGAUCUGGAGAGGGUCUGCAAUGAAAUUGUCGACACCUGUCUUUACAAGGGGAGCAGGGACAAUAUGAGUGUGGUGCUGGUGUGCUUCAGUGGAGCACCCAAGGUGUCCGCCGAGGCCGUGAGGAGGGAACAAGAGCUGGAUAAGUACCUGGAGAGCCGAGUGGAGGAGAUCCUGAAGCAGAAUGGUGAGGAGGGCGUCCCGGAUAUGGUGCAUGUGAUGCGCACAUUAGCGACAGAGAACAUCCCCAACCUGCCACCGGGAGGAGAGCUCGCCAGCAAACGAAGCGUUAUUGAAGCAGUAUACAACAAACUCAACCCCUUCAGAAAUGAGGACACAGACUCAGCCUCCACAGAAGACAUGUGGUGAUGCACUAACACACCCAGCUUUCCACCUGGUCUCCACACAGCGCCCGCAUCUUUAAAAGAAGGGAAAACAGGAGGAGGCGGAAGAGGAGGAGAAGGAGGAGGAGGAGGAGGAGGAGGAGGAGGAGAUGAACACCCUACAACAACCCCUUACGGCCCUCCUUGCUAUCUCUCCUGGGAUUUUUGGGGACUCUUGUCCACUGGGUUUCAUUCCCUCAGUCCUUCACAGACUUACAAAACCGACUUCCUUCAAGGAUCCCCCCCCCCCCCACCCCCACCCCCGCCCUCUUCUCCUAGACCCCCCCAGCCCCACCCCCCCACUCCCCCAAAAACACUCUUCAGUAUCUCCCCUGUUCCCUCUCCUAUCAACACUGGCGUUAGACCUCUGCAACCAACACCCACUCCCUCCCUGCAAACCAGCGCCUCCUUUUGCAGCCUCCAACAGCAUUAUCUCCUGCAUCCAAUGUUUUACCAACCAGCAACUACCAUCCCUCCGACAGUAUCAUUACACUCUACCCUAAACCCGAAUCCUUACUACAGCUUGUCAAACCGUUGGUUAAAACAAAUCUUUUUUUUUUUCGUUUUUUUUUUAUUUUUAUUUGAUUUCAAUUCAUUUUGAUCUACAGUUUUCUUUUUUGUGGUGUACAGUUGUCUAGUGCAAAAGUGAAGUCUGUAUCAAAUGCAGCUAAAGUGGUGGGUUGAAAAAAAGCUGAUGUUAAAAAAGGAAAAAAAAAAAGAUAAAGAAGGCUGCCUCGCACAGCCCUAGGUCCCCACUAUCCCCAAUGGUCACCACCACCACCACCGCCACCACCACCACCACAUAUCACUCAGUGUGAUUGUGUGUUCCUUGAAGAAACGGGUAAUUGACAUGGGCUUAGAGCAUGUUCAGUUUUUAUUGAUGUUUUUUUUUGUUUUGUUUUCUUUGUUUGUUUUCUUUGUUUUUUGUAUACUAAAGCACUUGCUUUGUACGGUAAUCUUUCUCCAUGCUCAGUUCUGUUAUCACAAUGUUCACAUGUCAAACCCUCUCAUGUUGACACUAUCUCUUGAUCUCGAGACUUUACAUUUCCACAAAAGACAGAGCCGAACUAUUCCUUAUACCAAGCUAAGCUAAUCUGUUUUGUGCUUUAGUGUGCGUGUGCGUAUGUCUGUGUGUCUGUGUGUGUGUGUGUGUGUGUGUGCGUGCUUGAGAGAGAGAGAGAGAGAAAGAGAGAUCUCUGAAUGGAUCAUAUGGGUAAACAUACUAUGUGCUGUCAUUGCGUAUGCUUUUUUGUUUAAGAAAGCUCCUUCAGUACAUUUACUGGGGUGUUGCAGAAGAGGCUGGUGUAGAAUAGAAAGGAAUGGAACUGUGCCCCCCCCCUCCCCUCCCCCUUUCUGUUCACACACACACACACACACACAUACACACAUGCACACAUGCCACUCAUCCACCCAUUGGCCCACUUUACUGCCCCCUGUCUCUGUAUAUUUGGAGUAGGCUGGUGUGAGGAGAGAUGGCAUCUAAUGUUCAGGAACCACACAGACCAUAGGCCUGGCUUAAGUAUGGCUGUACUGGUUGGUCAGACCAACAGUAAGUCGAGGAAAAAAAUCUCCAGAAGCUGGUUUCAAAUGGUUGUAGUGUGAAAAGAGUUGAGUUUCUUUUUUACAUGUUGGAAAUGGCUUGAGCUUUUACAUUUCUUUACUGUAUGACUUUGAAUGAACUGUAAGGAAGAACAAAAAUCUCCAUGAAUGCUCUGAGCUUGUCUGUGUAGAGCGUAUCCCUGUCGUAGAAGAGGUGUGCUGGCUGUCCUAUAGGCCAAGGGAGAAUAGUUUGCUGCUAUAGUGUUUGAAUGAUUGAUGCAUCUGACUGGUUAGUGGGUUGAUUGAUUUGAUUUGAUUGAUUAAUUGAUUCUUGCAUUGGUAACUUAACCCUCCCCAUGCCCCUUCUUUGUGCAGUUUUUUGUCAGUGAAACUGUUUGUAACUUAUUAAGAAAAUAUAAAAGGUAUUGUGGCUAAUUAUAGUACGAUAAUGAUUAUAAUAUUCCCCCCCUGGACAAAAUAAGGAAGAGCAAGUAAUGUUGGUAGUCAAGGCUUUGGCCGUAAAGGAUUUUACUUUUUAAGUAUCUAGGUUUUUGGAUAGAUCAUUGUGAAGAAAAUGGUUGUAUGGAUAGAGCAUCUUGGUGAGUGUACCCUUCAGUGUCUGGACACUAAAAUUAGUUUUGUGAUUUGCAGCCCCCUCUGACCCCGAAGACUGACAAUCAGACGACGUUAAGCUAACCCUGGCUUCCCCUCGUUGUGUGUCUGUUAAAUUUGGCUUCAACAGCGCAUGCUUUUUUUGGCCCAGCUAUAAGCAGUUGAAUAGUCCCCUCCCCUUUCUUCAUUUUAACACGGUCUCUGUUGUUUUUUGCACAGCUGUCGCAAACAAAUUGAACAAAUUUAGCAAAUGUCCUCAAAACAGUGUUUAAAACAAUGUGGCAUUUGGUUCUUGCCCUUUGCACACAAUUUAAUGAUGUACUUUACGUAUAAAAAUUGUCUCUGUGAUGUGGCCCUAAUGUGCAUACCUUGCCGUAAAUAUAAAAUUAAAAAAAAAAAAAAUCCAUUGUCACACCAAUUUUAGGAUCAUUAAUAAUAAUAAUAAUAAUUAAACAUACUGUGUGGAACUGAAUCCUUUAGUGUAGAUGUGUUUAUGGCCUACAUCCUUUCCCCAAUGUCAUUGUGUGCAAAGGGAACCAAAAAAAAGAAAGAAAAAAAAACAAUAUGAUACGUUGGUAGACCCUCACACCACACACACCUAACAAAAGCAGUGUUUUUACCUCUGUUUUGAGUGGAUGUGAGCGAUCUUCUGUUCACAGUCAAGCUGCUCUAAAGAAACGCCCUGAUCAUCUGUUGUGCACAUAAGCUAAGCUAUUUUUAUUAAAUGAUUAAUAUGUAUAUUUGUACUCAUUUAUAAAUAUGUACACAAAUGAAGUAAUCAAGGAAAAUCAGUCCUCCUCUUAACCCAUUCAGAUCCUCGUAAACUGUUUUUCUGUCUGUCAUUUUAAUAUUUUCAGACUGGAAAUAAACCUAUUUUAUUUGA